Molecule: messenger RNA, 948 nt
Organism: Aureobasidium namibiae CBS 147.97
Lineage: Eukaryota; Fungi; Ascomycota; Dothideomycetes; Dothideales; Saccotheciaceae
Exons: 1
Coding region: 1-948 (315 amino acids)
Source: RefSeq, a predicted model, not a curated record
AUGUCUAAGCAAUCAUCUCAACGCCUCCCAGCACCGGCGCUCUUCGUCGGACCACCCUCUCUCAAUGCCAGCAAUGUUUCUCUCACACGCGCAAACACGGACACAUCACAAAGCUCACGCGCCGUACCCUCAUCAGCAAUCCCCGGUCCUCCCUCGCCAUCCUUGAACCAGACAUCGCUGUCCAGGUCGAACACAGGUCUAUCACGACAGAAUACAAAUCUUUCGCGCCAGAAUACGAGUCUGUCACGACAGCACACUAGGGAUGCAUUGAGCAGACAAAACACGAACAUCUCAAUACGACCCGAUGGCUUACAAGUUCCCGAGGAAAGCACACAAGCAGCAGCGGGAGGGGUAGGACUGGGCUUAGCAAACACGACUAUCGAUGAAGAAGUAAAACGCCAACGGCCUCGCCGCGGUACCGCAGUCCUGGAUGCCCACUGGGCCGCUCUUCAAUCAACACUCUCGGACAUUGAACUUUCAGCCGCAUCUUCCGCCCACGUUUUCAACUCCAACCACGCAAAAGCACUCGAGGAGCUUCGAGCUGCUCAAGUGGAAUUGGCAAGAGCGUGGGGUCAAACAGAUGCGGAAGAUGUAUCCACCUUGCCCUCUCCAGACUUGAGAAUGAACAAAGAAACUGGCACGAAGAAGGAUGAAGAUAAACAACACUAUGGCAAUCAUCACAAAGACCAAGAGAAACAGGCAGAGCAGAACGAGCGAAAGCUUUCUACGGCAACGACAUUGGACUUGACUUCUGCGGCGAGAAGAAGAGAGGCUAGUGAUAAGUACUUUGCCGCUGUCAAACAGGGGGUUGCAGACGUGGUCAGAAAGCUGGACGGUGUUGCUGAUGCCAUGAGAGAGGUCGAGAUGCAGAGCAGAGAUAUCUGGGGUGAUGACGGAAAGGAAAGCAGUGACAUGACCGAGAGUGAGUUUGGAAGUCUGAGUUCUUGA